Molecule: messenger RNA, 393 nt
Organism: Symbiodinium pilosum
Lineage: Eukaryota; Dinophyceae; Suessiales; Symbiodiniaceae
Source: the annotation of a GenBank genome assembly
AUGCUGAAGGUGAAGUACCAGGGCAUUCGCCCUGCUCCUGGAUAUCCUUCCCAGCCUGACCACAGAGAAAAGAAGACGCUGUGGGACCUGCUGGAAGUAGACAAGUUGACGGAUGAAAAGCUGUCCCUGACCGAGUCCUACAUGAUGAUGCCAAGUGCUUCUGUAUCAGCUCUGGUCUUUGCCCAUCCAGAGGCUAGGUACUUCUCCGUGGGCCAGGUGAACGUUGAUCAAGUGCAGUCCUACGCCGAGCGCCGCGGCGAGACGGGCGUCGAGGGGACCGAACGCUGGCUUGGGAGCACUGUGUUGGGUUAUGAGAAGCGCUGCGACUUGUCUUGCAACUCCAAUUCUACCAGCUGGGUGGUUCCAAACAAGAGCUUGAUUCUGCAUGGUUGA